This is a messenger RNA of Monopterus albus (swamp eel), 678 nucleotides long. It is a transcript of the gene magoh, whose product is annotated as mago homolog, exon junction complex subunit. The transcript is spliced from 5 exons. Gene Ontology annotation, cellular component: catalytic step 2 spliceosome; exon-exon junction complex; nucleus. NCBI's taxonomy places the organism in Eukaryota, Metazoa, Chordata, Actinopteri, Synbranchiformes, Synbranchidae. The coding region runs from base 101 to 544 and encodes 147 amino acids. The record is from RefSeq and is a predicted model, not a curated record. Gene Ontology annotation, biological process: RNA splicing.
UUGCGCAUGCGUGCAUGAUUGGCAAAGCACCGAACAGGUCGUGUUAGCUGAGUUGUGCUUCGCAAAUUUCACCCGAAAGAGUACUUUUUGGAGAGUAAAUAUGUCAACAAGUGAUUUCUAUUUGAGAUAUUAUGUUGGGCACAAGGGGAAGUUUGGACAUGAGUUCCUGGAAUUUGAAUUCAGACCUGACGGUAAACUGAGAUAUGCAAACAACAGCAACUACAAGAACGAUGUCAUGAUCAGGAAAGAGGCGUAUGUCCACAAAAGUGUGAUGGAGGAGCUGAAGAGGAUCAUCGAUGACAGUGAGAUCACCAAAGAAGAUGAUGCACUGUGGCCGCCUCCUGACAGGGUUGGCAGACAGGAGCUGGAAAUUGUAAUUGGAGACGAGCACAUUUCAUUCACAACUUCCAAAAUUGGCUCCUUAAUUGAUGUCAACCAGUCAAAGGACCCUGAAGGUCUUCGUGUGUUUUACUACCUGGUGCAGGAUCUGAAAUGUCUUGUCUUCAGUCUCAUUGGUCUACACUUCAAGAUCAAGCCCAUCUAAAAUGUGGAUUUUGUUCAUUUUAAUUGCUUUAGCUGUUUGUUGUUGAACUUCCGCAUUUGUACAUUUGCUUAUGGUCAUACAGUUUUUUUUUUUAUUUUAAAUAAAGGGUGACAAACCUUACUGUUUUGCCCAAA